GCCGACUCAUUCCGAAGCAUUCCGAUACGUUACGAUUACUUCAGACAUCGAACGAAUAGGGCUGAACUGUGAAGUCUAGGAGAGCGUUGAAGCUUUGUGACUCUUGAAUUUUGUUGGAUUGAUCGUUUGACGGGUGCAGUGAUUUGCUGCUAAGUGGAUAUACGAAGUUCACUCGACUAAGUUGCUAUGGAAGACUUGGAUGCACUACUGGCGGAUCUCCAAGCUACAAGUCCCACAGUUUCCGCAUCGCCGACGGAAUCCAGAGGCAGACAAGCAUCGAAUGGACGAGAAUCGCCCGAUAACCCGCCACCUUUGCCUCCUCCUCCCUCGUUCGAAGCUCUCGAUCCUCAUGGAUCAAAUCCCAAGGACGAUAUACUGUUCCCUCCACCUGUUCCUUCAUCGAGUUUGGGUCAAAAUCUUUCCGAGUUGGACAGUUUAUUGGAAAAUUUGAGCAACCCAAUACAUUAUCCUUCUGAUCCUACAGUCAAGCGAAUAAGUGCUGGAUCACCAAGAGGAAGUCCAACGUCACCAUCACCAAAGCCAGCCAUUAAUGGUCGACCAGCCAGCUACAAGGGUCCUAUGAUGUCCCCCACCCAUGAUAACAGGCCAGUUGAUGGACAUUACAGAGAAAGAAAUGGACCUGAAAGUCCCAUGGCCCAAGUUAAUACAUCUCAUGUUUUCAACCCGGCUCCUCUGCGCAACCAAGUCCAGCAAACCAGGGACUUAGAUAACAGACAGUCACGGACAGCAUCAACAGCCACCAAAGAGCUGGAUGACUUGAUGGCAUCAUUGUCAGACUUUAAAGUCAAUGUUAGUACAGCUCCCACUCCAUCACAGUCCAGGCUCAGUGGGGAUUAUGCAAAGCCAACUAAAUCAAAACAGCAACUUCCUUCUGUUGGUAAAGUCAGCCAGCUGGACUCCAUGCUGGGUUCUCUACAGUCAGACAUGACCAGACAGGGUGUGAGUACAACAAAGAAAGGAAUGUGUGCAGCUUGCAACAAACCAAUCAUAGGUCAGGUUUGCACUGCAUUGGGUCGCACAUGGCAUCCUGAACAUUUUACUUGUGUUACCUGUGAGGUGGCGUUAGGUGCUACAAAUUUCUUUGAGCGAGAUGGAAAGCCUUUCUGUGAGAGAGACUAUCAUGAGCAAUUUGCACCAAAAUGUGCUUACUGUAAUGGACCCAUUCUAGAUUCAUGUGUCACAGCCCUAGACCAGACGUGGCAUCCGGAACAUUUUGUGUGUGCGGCUUGUGGACGGCCAUUUGGUGAAAGUGGCUUUCAUGAGAGAGAUGGGAAGCCUUAUUGUCGUGAUGAUUACUUUGCGUUGUUUGCGCCUCGAUGUGGAGGGUGUGGCCAGCCCAUAGCUGAUAGCUAUAUUUCUGCUUUGAGUGCCCAUUGGCACUCAGAAUGUUUUGUGUGUUCGGAAUGCCAUCAAGCUUUUCCAGGUGGAAGUUUCUUUGAGCAUGAAGGCCGACCUUAUUGUGAGAUGCACUAUCAUGCCCGCAGAGGCACGCUGUGCUUCAGUUGUCAAAAGCCAAUCACAGGCCGAUGCAUCACUGCCAUGCACCGUAAAUUUCACCCUGAGCACUUUGUGUGUGCAUUUUGCCUCAAGCAGCUCAACAAAGGUACUUUUAAGGAACAGAAUGACAAGCCAUACUGUCAUCCAUGCUUUGUCAAACUUUUUGGGUAGAUAGUAAAAUAGGAAUGACUCUGUUACAUGUGAGUGGCUGACAGUCAAUAUGUUCAAGUGCAAGUCCCGUAAACUGGGAUGCGUGCCUGAAAUUAGAGAUUAGGUGUAAGCUUUUAUGGUAAAAUAUUGUGGGAUGCCAAAGUUUUCAUGAUUGACCCUGAAACUCGUAGAAGUAAUUAACAUGUAACUUCUUCCUAUAAUGUCCAUACAUUAUACAGCAAACAGAUGAUAAGAAUAUUUGAAUUUAGUUGGUAGAAGUUGUUAUCUUGAUCUAGCACCACAAUUUUUUUAACUAGUUAACAAAGAGAUGUGAAUUAGUUUGUAGGGAGAAUUAGUAAUUAGAUUUUUGGAGUUAAAGUGUUAAAUGCUACAUGUUACAAUUAACAAAGUUUUCAUGUAAGCAUGUUUUAAAAGAAAUGGAAAGCCAUGUAGAACUUAUCAAACUUCGAGAUAACUUGCUUGCCUAUUUUAAUUUAUUCUAUAUGGAAAGUUUACCAGGAAGCCUUUGCAUGAUGUAAUUAACCCUGUUUGUGUGGCUUGCCUGAAAACAUAUUGACAGUUGGCCAUUACAGAGUUGCUUAUCUCAUCAGAGAAGCAGUCAUCUCUUUCAAGUUUUGUUUCUUGUAUGUGGUUUGCAUUGCUGAAGAGACUGGCUGCUUUGACACGCUGCACUAGUAAUUUGUGAGAUACUAAGUGAAUUGAAAUUUAGAAUUAUUAUUAUAUUUUUUAAUUAACCCUUUCUCUCUCUGAACCUCAUUAGUAAUUCUCCUUACUAUCUGCCAUUCAAUUCUCAUGAUGUUCAGUCUGAGAAUUUGGUGCUGGAUCAACUAAUAAUUGUCUUGUUGAUAUUUUUCUUUAUUCUCAUCACUUGUCUGCUUGAUAUGGUAAGGAGAAAUUCUGUCUUGGUCAUUCAUUCCUCCUGCAAUAUUAUUACAUUUUCAAUCAGGAAGGUGAUUAGAGGAAAGUAAAAUAUCAACUUAAGGAUGUUGAUUGAUUAAAUACCAUUUUCUCCUUGCUAAAACUUUAAGAAAUGCAUGGCAGACCGUGUGGAGAAUUUAUAUUUAAAUCUCUGGAGUGCAAGGGUUGAAAUGUCUAACUACAUAAGCAUGUUAUAUUUGUUGCAAACUAAUUGCUUUGUAUAGGAGGUGAAGGCACGGAAAUUUUUUGUAAACCAUUUCAGAGAACUUUUUUUGUAAAAUGCUGUUAUUUUGAGAUAAAUUUAGAAACAUUAUUUAAUCUUUCGCUUUUUGGGAAAGAGCAUAAUGUUAUUUCAAAUUGAAUUGUUACAAGUUAACUUGAAAAGCACUAUUUGUUCCUUUGAGCAUUUCAUACUUCCAAGAGCCAUUAGGCCGGUCAUUUAAACUAAGUUUAGCCGUUGUUUAACAAAGCCUCGUUCCAAGCCAUCUCCAAUUUGACCAAACCUUUAAUACGAAAAUUUAUUUUUAUGAAAAGUGUCAAGAUAGCCGGCCGAAAGUUCUAAGUUUAAAUCAACCUAGUUAGAAAGAAUCCCGGAGGCCCGAUGCUUGCGUGAAACCGCGGUUUGGAUAAGACGUAGAGAUACGAUACUACGGCCCCUGGUGUCAAAGCCUGAAUUUUUCCUAGCUUCUUUUCUGUUGCAUAAACUGCAAGUCACUUUUGAGGAUUAUUUCUUCUCUUGACUUCAUCCACAGCUCAAUUGAAAUUUAUCUCGUAUAAAAUUGUGUAUGGUGAAAUUCUGGUUAUUUACCUAACAAAUUAAAGUUAUUUCUUGUGUGGACAAUGUUUCUCCUAAAUGUAAUUAAUUUAUGAAUCAAGUAAGAAUUUAAAAUGUUUAUAAAUAUAUUUUGAAUUGUUCCGACAUAACUAUUUUCUGGAACAUUAUUGCACCAAUGAUUGUUAAUUAUUGUCAAAAGGUAUUGUGGCUAGAAAUCGAAUUCUAUAGGAGAAAAAUUUAAUGUAAAGCCGUCGAAGUAUUUUAGAUGCUGCUCAAAGUAUGAUUUGUUCUUAGCCUCGUAUAAUUGCCGUGGAAGAGUGUAGAUUUAGCAUGCAGGUAUCCCAGGAGAAGUGCUGUUAGGGUAUUGCACGACGCGGCACUUAACUGCGCGAAUGACCAAACUUCAAACAUUUCUUAUUACCUUGUGGUAAUGAGGGUCCCUUUUUAAACGCAAACAGCGGGGUGAAGGUGUGAUAUCAGUUGAGUCUCGGAGAACAGAUUUUAAACCUCGUCACUGGAUUAAUCAAAAUUAGAGGAAAUGCUUAGUCUCUCACGUAUCAUGCUCUCUGGUGCUACUACUGUUGUCAUGAAAUAUCUAGAACGGUUCCCGUGACAGUCACGCAUUUCAAAUGAUCACGCAAUCCUGAGAAACUGCAGCAUGACAUUGCACUGUCGAAAUUCAUAUUCGUCAUAUAAACGUUUACUUCAUUUAGAAAUAGUUAGAGCGUAUCACAAGCACAAGUGAAAUGCCUUAUGUUUAAUAAAGAGAUGUAUUUAGCGUGA
Pocillopora verrucosa is the source of this 4165-nucleotide messenger RNA. RefSeq names its product leupaxin. NCBI's taxonomy places the organism in Eukaryota, Metazoa, Cnidaria, Anthozoa, Scleractinia, Pocilloporidae. Gene Ontology annotation, biological process: muscle structure development; actin cytoskeleton organization. The record is from RefSeq and is a predicted model, not a curated record. Gene Ontology annotation, cellular component: stress fiber; adherens junction; filamentous actin. Gene Ontology annotation, molecular function: actin binding; muscle alpha-actinin binding.